Messenger RNA from Heteronotia binoei (common prickly gecko), 948 nucleotides. RefSeq names its product olfactory receptor 52I1-like. Gene Ontology annotation, molecular function: G protein-coupled receptor activity; olfactory receptor activity. Gene Ontology annotation, biological process: G protein-coupled receptor signaling pathway. Lineage: Eukaryota; Metazoa; Chordata; Lepidosauria; Squamata; Gekkonidae. The transcript has a single exon. Gene Ontology annotation, cellular component: membrane. The record is from RefSeq and is a predicted model, not a curated record. Bases 1 to 948 code for a protein of 315 amino acids.
AUGGUUUUGGACACCAACUCCAGCCCAUCUGCCUUCUUCUUAUCCGGCAUUCCAGGGCUUGAAUCCGUCCACCCGUGGCUGGGCCUCCUCUUCUGCUUGAUGUACAUUGGGGCACUUUUAGGAAACGGGGCCCUCCUGUUUGCCAUCCGAUUCGACCACGCACUGCACAACCCCAUGUUCUAUUUCCUGGGCAUGCUGGGAAUUAUUGACAUCAUCAUGGCUACCUCUGUAGUGCCCAAAAUGCUUGACAUCUUCUGGAUGGGCUCCCCGAAGAUCGGCUUCAACGCCUGCUUCGUCCAGAUGUUUCUCAUCCAUUCCAUCACAGCCAUGGAAUCAGGGGUCUUGCUGGCCAUGGCCUUGGACCGCUACGUCGCCAUCAGACACCCGCUGAGAUACGAGACUCUCCUGACGCCCCAAAGGGUGACCCAGAUAGGCCUGGUGAUUGUGGCAAGAGGGGUCCUUUUCAUGGUGCCUCUGAGUUGGAUGGUGAGGAGUUUGCCCUACUGUACUUCCAGACGGAUCCCUCACUCCUACUGUGAGCACAUGGCAGUCGUGAAAUUGGCCUGUGGGGAUUCAACAGCCAGCCACCUCUACGUCAUGGCGGGCUCCUCCCUGAUUGUGGGGAGCGACACCGCUUUCAUCACCAUUUCUUACGGGUUGGUUCUCCAAGCCGUGAAGAGGCUGAGCCAAGAGGCGGAGCGGCUCAAAGCCUUCAGUACGUGCAGCGCUCACGUCUGCGUGAUGUCGCUGUAUUACCUCCCAGGGAUGGCUUCCAUUUACAUCCAGGUCUUUCCUCAGGGCACUCCACCUCACAUCCAGGUGCUGCUGGCCGAUCUCUACCUCAGCCUCCCACCCAUGUUGAACCCAAUAAUUUACAGCAUUCGGAUGAAACAGGUGCGCAAAGCACUCUGCAGAAUAUUUCCUUUUGUCAAGGGGCUGAUGGGUUGA